AGAUCCAUUUCAAAUCUGUUGCAACACUUGAAGAAUUAGCUUCAGUCUCAACACAUCAAGAAUCAUGAUGCUCUUCCUGAAACUCAGCCUCUUCACCUUAAUUAUUUCAGCUCCUGGCUUAAUGGUUUCUGGAGAGAAUAUGAUUACCUGUUACAGUGAUGUCCAAAGACUCACGUGUGAAACUGGACUGAUAAAAGUGAAGUCUACUGUGUACGGCCGUACGAACAGCAUAACCUGUAAUACUAAUCGUCCCUUUUCUGAGGUUACUUUUACCAACUGUGCCUUGAGGAUUACCACUAUCGCUGAUAGAUGCAACGGACUAAAAGAAUGUGAGUUAAAAACUGAUUUACUUGGCAACCCCGACCCAUGCUUUGGAACCUACAAGUACUACAACACCACUUACGACUGCAUCAAUGGCCAUCGUGUUGUGAUCUGUGAGCAAGGCUACAGCACACUGGACUGUGGAAGUGAUUCUAUUGAGAUCAUAAAUGCAAACUAUGGGCGGGGAAAUUCUAGAACCUGUUCAAAUGGAAUCCUCAGUUCUCAGACCCAGAACACCAACUGUUACGCUCCAAACACACUCUCAAUUGUGGCUGCAAUGUGUAAAGGAAAGAAGACUUGCACUGUAGAAGCUUCAAACACCAUCUUUAACGAUCCUUGUGUUGGGACUGUUAAAUACCUCACUGUGUCCUACAUCUGCACUAGGGAAAUUGUGACCUGUGAAUCAAGUACUGCUACACUGAACUGCGGUGCUCACCGUAUAAAGAUCAUCAGCGCUAACUACGGCCGAACCGAUUCCACCACAUGUUCUUCUGGACGACCUGCCAGUCAGACUUCCAACAAAAACUGCUAUACACCUGAUGCACUAAAUAAAAUUGCAGCUAGAUGUGAAGAACAGAGCAGCUGCGAGGUGCCUGCUACAAAUGUCGUCUUCUCUGACCCCUGCUUUGGCACCUAUAAGUACCUGACAAUUGUGUACUCCUGUGUUAUGCUGGUAAGGGAACACGAGGCGAGCUCCAGGGUAUUCUACCCAGGAUUUGUAUAUAUAGAGAGAUCAGUGCCAGUGGUGCAGCACUUCAACACAUCCAACAGCAUCUACAUCCAUCAUCGCUGCUUCAACACAUUCAGCAUCAUGAUGCUCUGCCUGAAGCUUACACUACUCACCUUGCUUAUUGCAGCACCUGGGCUGCUUGUUUCUGGAGAGAAUGUGAUUACCUGUGAUGGUGAUAUCCAUCGCCUCACUUGUGAUCGUGGACUUAUAUGGGUGGAGAAUAGUUUGUAUGGCCGUACGGAUAGUUCCAUCUGCAGUACUGCACAUCCCCCUCUUCAGGUUACUGAUACCAGCUGUUCCACGAGUAUUUCCACUAUUGCUGAGAGAUGCAAUGGACUAAGUGCAUGUGAGGUAAACACGGCUGCACUUCAGACAUCUGACCCAUGUAAAGGAACCUACAAAUACUACGACACCAGUUACAGCUGCUACGAUGCCGAAACAACUGUGAUCUGUGAGCACAGCUAUUCCACACUGGAAUGUGCUCAAGGUGGAUAUCUUCAGAUCAUAAAUGCGAACUUCGGGCGUUCUGACUCUACAACCUGUUCAAGUGGACUCCCCAGUGGUUUGACCAAGAAGACCAACUGUUAUGCUUCGAACACAUUGUCAACUCUGGCGACACUGUGUAAUAACCAGCAGUCUUGCACUGUAGAAGCUUCAUCCACCAUCUUUUCAGAUCCUUGUCCCAACACUGCUAAAUACCUCAGUGUGUCCUACAUAUGCUAUGAGAUCUAAGAAGGCAGUAAUGCUGCGCCACUGUGUGAUUAACUAGAGGGACUGCAGCUUUCUCCCCAGUGGCCUCUCUUCUGUCUGAAAGGAAUCAGCUUUAAAUAUGCAACCAUGCACAUGAUAAAGUGCAGGUGUCUG
Molecule: messenger RNA, 1915 nt
Organism: Ictalurus punctatus (channel catfish)
Lineage: Eukaryota; Metazoa; Chordata; Actinopteri; Siluriformes; Ictaluridae
Product: rhamnose-binding lectin-like
Exons: 22
Coding region: 65-1783 (572 amino acids)
Molecular function (GO): carbohydrate binding
Source: RefSeq, a predicted model, not a curated record